AAGUACAAGACUUGUGGGACAAGUAAGAAGUACGGAGAUUCGCCGUACUCGUAGGAGAAAGUUGAGUUUUCUGUUUCCUUGUUUUUCCAACAUUCAGGCGCAAAUGACCUCAAGCGUUGUGGCGCUGGUCGUUUAGGCCGUUGUCUGUCAUGGUAGAAUGUGACUUGAGGCGUCUACGAUAUCGUCGGCGAUUGUGCGGUACUUUCUCUUUCGUUUUCCUGAUAUCUACCUUUCUAUUACACGCUGCAGCUGGUCUGGUGUUAGCCAUGUUGCAGGGGAAUGCUGUACGUUUUGAAGCGGUGACACACUGGAUCUGUCAGGCGGCCUGUUGACAGGACAGCUCGCGCCGUUGCAUGCAGAAGCCUGCAUCGGGCACUCGGUAGUGAAAUGAGAGCAUUUCGUCAGGCAAUAAUCGAUUUCUUACUCGCAGGAAUUGCAGGUCUUGGCCGGAUUUGAAUUCACAGCUGGUUCCUCCUCGGUUUCGCUCGCCACUGCAUCUACGAUGGGUUGGAUUACCAGUACCCUCAAGGACCUCCGACAAUACUGGGACGCCGUACUACCGUCUGACGCCAGCUGUUACACUCGUUGUCGCCACUUCCUCACUGAAGCGUCACUCGAUUCCCCAGCACCUCCCCCCGGCACAUUUGCAGGUUGUUCGACGUCGUCUCGUGCCUGGUGGUCCGAGCUCCGUCCCGGUCGAUCCAACUAUACUGCAGGCACUUUCUGCAACAACGGUUGUGGCGGCCUAAACACUGACAACGUCGUUUCCUGCCGAGAGAGCUGCAAGGCGUUCUGCUUCGGUGACGUCGUUGAGGCAAAAGGCUCCGGUGCGGACCGUGGCUUUUGGGAGCAAGCACCUGCCGAUCCAGAAGUCCGCAAGAUCUGCGUAGAGGCUUGCACAUUCGGCUGUAAUGCUCGAGAAGAACUAGGGCUUUUCCCCGGCAACGCAGGGACUACACAUGCAAGCAACAAAGAAGCAAAAUCCAGCAAGACAGGGAAUAACGACGUGCAUUCAUGA
Toxoplasma gondii ME49 is the source of this 1018-nucleotide messenger RNA. RefSeq lists its product as hypothetical. Bases 503 to 1018 code for a protein of 171 amino acids. The transcript has 5 exons. The record is from RefSeq and is a predicted model, not a curated record. Lineage: Eukaryota; Apicomplexa; Conoidasida; Eucoccidiorida; Sarcocystidae.